Sorghum bicolor (sorghum) is the source of this 1218-nucleotide messenger RNA. RefSeq lists its product as uncharacterized. The record is from RefSeq and is a predicted model, not a curated record. The coding region runs from base 74 to 718 and encodes 214 amino acids. The transcript has 7 exons. Lineage: Eukaryota; Viridiplantae; Streptophyta; Magnoliopsida; Poales; Poaceae.
CACCCAUUCCCGUGUUGGGCUCCGCUCACCCGACGAAUCCAAAUCCCACCGGAAAGCGUCCGAACCCUACCCCAUGGCGAAUGCGGCCUCCUCCGCGUCGUCGCCGGGGGCCGGGCCCUCCACCUCCUCGUCCUCGCCGCAGGCCGGCGGAGGCGGGGGCGGAGGCACGCCGCGGCAGCGGCAGGGCCGGCCCGUGCGCGCGGGCUCCGACCCGCUCCUCAUCGUCUGCGGCUGCUUCAGCGUCGUCACGGCCGCCACCGCGCUCCUCUGCGUCGCCGUCAACGUCGUCUCGGCAGUCCAGUCGUUCCGCGCCGGCUCCGACAUAUUCGGGGGCAUAUUCCGAUGCUACGCCGUCGUCUUCUCGCUCUUCGUCGCCGUCCUCGAGACCGAGUGGGGGUUCAUCAUCCGCUUCUGGAAGAUAUUUGAAUACUGGCCUGCACGGGGAAUGCUCCAGAUCUUUGUUGCUGUCAUGACGAAGGCAUACCCAAGUAUUGAAAGGAAUGAUCUGAUUUUGCUCCAGGAGAUUGCUAGCUACAUGCUUCUUGCAUGUGGAGCUGUCUAUGUGAUCUCGGGGAUAUUGUGCAUUGGUGUGCUAAAACGUUCUAGGCAGCAGAAAGCGACAUCACGGGAGCAAGCAGUCAAGGAUUUGCAUGAGCUGGAGAAACGGAGAGAAGAACUUGAGGCAUUGUUACUUGCUGAGCGGUCCGAGUUGGUCUGAAGGCUGACCACCGUGAUCUAACAAUCUCUAGUCCAGUGUAGAUAAAUGGUUUUUUCCCCUGAUGAUAGCGUUCUGCUUGGUCCUGGCCAUGAGUCAUUAUUCAUCAGAAGUCACUUCCUUGAAGUGUAUCUUCUUCUUUAGUUCUUCUGGUUACAGAUGUUUUGUUGUUAAUUAUCGUCAUGCUUUUGGCGGACAGGCCUUGCAGCUAUCCUCAUGGUUUCAGCUGAAUUGUGGGAUUCUGGUUUCAGAGCAUUGUAUUGAUUCGUUGUUCGGGACUGUGUUGUGUUUCAGUUAAAUUAGGUCAUGAGUUUGAUGUAGCAUGCUGACCUGGCCGUCUAAGCCUGUCUUGUAUGUAUUGCUGAAUAAUUCACUUGAAUUUUACUCUUAAUGUCUGUUUGGACAGAUGCACUGUAGUAACUCACUCCUUGCGCUAUAAGCCUGUCUUGUAAUAUAUGUUUUCCUUAUGUUCCCCAAUUAUUACUGUGGUAACAUUAUUAUCA